AUGGAUCCGAAAGACAUUGCCCCCCUCUCCCGGGAGAUUGUCAAAGAGGCCGACCAGCUAGAGAAGCUACUAUUCGAGGACGGCAAAGACGAGAGUCCUGAGAUGCUGCUAUGGAAUCAUCCACCUCGUGGCUCCGAUAUUGAAAGGAGCCAGUCCAAGCUGCUCGGUCUCAUCCAGAAGCUGAGUAGAACACUUCGAGGCCCGCAAGAUUUCUUGCAUGAGUUUGUUGCAUCCAACUGGGACAAGGGUGCAUUGUACUGCCUUCUCGAGUGUCGUGUCUUGGACGAGAUUCCCCUAGAUGGGCAAGCGACUCUUACUGAGCUCUCUGAAAAGACUGGGAUACCAAGGGACAAGCUGCUCCCCAUGCUACGACUUGCGGCAUGUGACCAGAUACUCGUCGAGUCCUCAGAACAGGUCUUUCGUCAUGGCAUGAUCUCGCGUGAGCUGGUUCAAGAUCCUGGUCUGAAGGCCUUUAUCGGAUUCCAACUCUUUGAGACGAGGGUUGCAAGUACUCAUCUUGCAAACUCACUCAAGAAGCCCAACCCUACCUGGACAGGCCACUCUGCCUUUAAGCAUGCGUUUGCCGCUGCGAUGCAAAGCGUCGCAGACUUUCUGGAUCCUGGAAACCAACUCCUCGAGGCGUGGUUUAGCGAAAACCUCGAAAAGGCAACUUGCCCGAGAACUAUCGUGGACCUCGUCCGCACGCCAGAAGCAGCAUCACGAUUCCUCACAGAAAAGUUUCCUUCGCUAGAGCUCGAGAUUCAACAGCUUCCAAAAGACAUCAGCCAAUUCACGCUCGAGGAUGAGCCAGAGACUCCUCACGUCUAUCUCUUCAAAUCAAUACUCUGGAACCUGCCAGAUAGGGAGGUAAUCUGCAUCCUCAGCAACCUACUCGUCGCUACGAGAAGGUCAAAGAAUUCUAUCAUCCUGGUGAAUGACCUCUUAUCUCCUCCGCCAGGCACCUUUGAGCCUCAUAUAGACAAGGCGUACCGGAGACGAGAUGUCACCGUCAUGGCCAUGCACAACGCCAAGCUCCGCACAAAGGAUGAGUGGGAUGCUAUCUUUCGGAAAUGUCAUCCAGGCAUCACGGACCCUAGGCAAUCCAAGUAUGAUACACUCCGUAUUGGCAUGACGAAGGGAUACACAUCCCACAGUUGCCGUGCGCAGUGGGAGUUGAAAUUGACAGGGCGCUUGGUACCUGAUGGAAGGUAA
Fusarium vanettenii 77-13-4 is the source of this 1212-nucleotide messenger RNA. RefSeq lists its product as uncharacterized. The record is from RefSeq and is a predicted model, not a curated record. NCBI's taxonomy places the organism in Eukaryota, Fungi, Ascomycota, Sordariomycetes, Hypocreales, Nectriaceae. Gene Ontology annotation, molecular function: methyltransferase activity. Bases 1 to 1212 code for a protein of 403 amino acids. The transcript is spliced from 4 exons.